Brassica oleracea var. oleracea is the source of this 755-nucleotide messenger RNA. RefSeq lists its product as uncharacterized. Bases 194 to 568 code for a protein of 124 amino acids. The record is from RefSeq and is a predicted model, not a curated record. Gene Ontology annotation, biological process: chromatin remodeling. The transcript has 6 exons. NCBI's taxonomy places the organism in Eukaryota, Viridiplantae, Streptophyta, Magnoliopsida, Brassicales, Brassicaceae. Gene Ontology annotation, cellular component: Ino80 complex.
GGGUUUUGGAACCACUAGACACCCCAUACGUGCUCUGUUCUUAUUGGCCGCCUCUCUUUCUUCUUCGAUGGUUUUUUUUUUUGUGUCUGAGAAAUCUAGUGUUGUUGCUCUCCUUCUCCAAAUCCGUUCAUUGAAAUCACCUUGUAGAGAUAGCUUCUCACAUGAAAGUAAUUGGGCGUGAUUGAGUUUCCAGAUGGAUUACCUCCUACUACGUCGACAAGAGAAUUUUUCAGAGAUGGAGCAGCAACUGAAGAAGGCAGAAGAUGCUCAAAGGCGAAAAGUUCAGAUUGAGAAGGCUGCAAGAGAGUCCGAGGCAGAGGCCAUUAGAAAAAUUCUAGGACAGGAUUCGAGCAGGAAGAAGCGUGAAGACAAAAUUAAAAAACGACUUGAUGAAUUGGCUCAGGAGAAAGCUGCACACGAGGAAAGGGCCUCAACAAGCUACAUCAGGACAAUAAUGGGUCCUAAUGGAACAACUGUUUCAUUUCCCAUUGACAAAGUGCCUAGCCUGUUUGAUCCCAAACUAUCUGGUCUCAAAUGUUACAAGGCAGUUCAGGAGCAGCAUCAGUAGCAGACUGCACCGGUUUAGAUAUUGAUUUGAUUUUUUCUGAUACAAAAGGUCAAGAACUCAGCUCUCUGAGUUUAUAGAGAUUACAGGACAUGUUUUAGUUUUUCUUUUGCUUUGCUUCAGACUUGUCUGAUUGGAUAUAGUUCAUUUUUCAUAUGUGAGAUUAGCUCAUGUUUAUUUGAAUUUUUAU